Molecule: messenger RNA, 450 nt
Organism: Exophiala dermatitidis NIH/UT8656
Lineage: Eukaryota; Fungi; Ascomycota; Eurotiomycetes; Chaetothyriales; Herpotrichiellaceae
Exons: 1
Coding region: 1-450 (149 amino acids)
Molecular function (GO): carbon-sulfur lyase activity
Source: RefSeq, a predicted model, not a curated record
AUGAUCAAAGGUAGUUGCGCUUGCGGGCGCGUUCAAUACCAAACCGCCGCGCAGCCGCUCGGCGUCAGCGCCUGCCACUGCGGCACAUGCCAAAAGAUAGCAGGCAGCGCAUUCCUGGUGUUUGCAGACUUUCCCCUCGAAGAGCUGCAAUGGACUCAUCAGCCCCCGGACCUGUGGAAGCGCAGCGAGAUUGCCGAGCGCGGGUUCUGCAAGCAAUGCGGCUCCAGCAUGUCGAUGCGGUAUUAUGAGGAAAGCGACAGGAUCGCAAUGACCUUGGGCACCAUGGAGCUCGGCGGGAGCGGGACGGCGAUGCCGUCAAUAGGAGCACACAUUUUUUUGAAGGAAAAGGCACCAUGGUUUGUUCUGCCGGACGACGGGGCUGAGAGAUGGGACGAAUUCAGUCCCAGGUCCAAAAUGAGCUCGAGCAACGGGAAACAGAGGGAUGGAUAG